Messenger RNA from Medicago truncatula (barrel medic), 3431 nucleotides. RefSeq names its product phototropin-1. The coding region runs from base 240 to 3152 and encodes 970 amino acids. Gene Ontology annotation, molecular function: protein kinase activity; ATP binding. NCBI's taxonomy places the organism in Eukaryota, Viridiplantae, Streptophyta, Magnoliopsida, Fabales, Fabaceae. Gene Ontology annotation, biological process: protein phosphorylation. The record is from RefSeq and is a predicted model, not a curated record. The transcript is spliced from 23 exons.
AACCCAAACCUUUGAGACAAUUAUUCGUGUUUUCAUUUCAUAAUAUAUUUUUCUCAUUUGUCAUCCUCUUCUACACCAUUAUUUAUCAAUCAUUUCUAGAAAUCAACUUCUAUAUUGUGUUUAUAUUAUAUAUAUGGUACGUAUCUUGCUUGAAUUUGGUGAGGAAUAAGAAGAAUACACACAAGUCUACAACCUAUAACUCUUGAUUCAGCACAGUUCAACUCGAGAAAGUGAAAGUGAUGGAACCAUUUACAAGAGACCAUCGAGGCUCACUUGAAGUCUUCAAUCCAUCUUCAUCUGACGACAACAACAACGAGAAUCCAAAUCCAAUCAAUUCAUGGAACACUUGGACAACAAACUCACGACCCAACGAAACUCCACAACAACCGACGCGUGACUCCAUCAACUCUGAUGAAGUCCCCGUCGCCACUUCCUGGAUGGCACUCAAAGAAACCACCUCUCCGUCAGUUUCCAACGAACCUGGCUCCGCUGCAGCACAACGAGCAGCAGAGUGGGGGUUAGUGUUGAAAACUGAUUCGGAGACGGGGAAGCCACAAGGAGUGGCAGUUAGAAGCUCCGGUGGUGGUUCAAGGAGGGACUCGAACAAUUCAAUGAGAAGUUCCGGUGAAAGUUCCGAUGAGGGAAGGGAGUUUAGAGGAAUCCCAAGAGUUUCGGAGGAUUUGAGAGAUGCUCUAUCAGCAUUUCAACAGACAUUUGUUGUUUCUGAUGCUACUAAACCGGAUUACCCGAUCAUGUAUGCUAGUGCUGGGUUUUUUAACAUGACAGGGUAUACUUCCAAAGAGGUUAUAGGAAGAAACUGUCGAUUUAUGCAGGGAGCUGACACAGAUCCGAAUGAUGUGGCAAAGAUAAGAGAAUCACUAGCAGCAGGAACAACUUACUGUGGAAGAUUACUAAAUUACAAGAAAGAUGGGACACCAUUUUGGAACCUUCUCACUAUUGCUCCCAUCAAGGACGAAAAUGGCAAAAUCCUCAAACUUAUCGGAAUGCAAGUGGAAGUUAGCAAGCAUACUGAGGGGACCAAGGAGAAGAUGUUACGUCCCAAUGGAUUGCCCAAAUCCUUGAUUCGAUAUGAUGCUCGUCAGAAAGAGAAGGCAAACUCAUCAGUAAAUGAGUUGGUAGAGGCAGUAAGCAGAAGACCAAGGUCACUCAGUGAAUCAGCAAACCGACCUCCCUUUAUAAAAGUGCCAACAAAAACAGUACAUAGUAGUGAUCAUGCAACACAAGAACUUCAAAAAACACCAUCCAAGUCAUCAAGGAGAAGAAAAUCCGAGAGUACUUUGCCUUCAUUUCGACGCAAAUCACAUUCUGGAGGAGGAGGAGAUACUCAUUUUAAUUCAAUGCAUCCCAUCACUGAGACCCCUGAAAAUAAAAUCAACUCGCGUCGCCGUUCUUUCAUGGGGUUCAUAAGGAAAAGUUUGUCAAACAAUGAAAGCUUCAAUGAUGAACAGCUUGCUGAUGAUGAGGAUAGCUCUGAGGAUGAUGAAAGGCCUGAUAGUGUUGACGAGAAAAUUAAAAAGAGGGAAAAGAGAAAGGGUCUUGAUCUUGCUACUACACUUGAACGUAUCGAGAAGAACUUUGUCAUUACUGAUCCUAGGCUCCCAGAUAACCCCAUUAUCUUUGCAUCUGAUAGCUUCUUAGAGCUUACAGAGUAUUCUCGUGAAGAAAUCUUGGGAAGAAAUUGCAGGUUUUUGCAAGGACCCGAAACUGAUCCUGCAACAGUGAAAAAAAUUAGACAGGCUAUUGACAAUCAAACAGAAGUUACUGUGCAGCUUAUUAACUAUACAAAGAGUGGUAAAAAGUUCUGGAACCUGUUCCAUUUGCAGCCAAUGCGUGAUCAGAAGGGAGAGGUACAGUAUUUUAUUGGAGUUCAACUUGAUGGUAGUCAACAUGUGGAGCCUCUUCACAAUCGCAUUGCAGAAGAUACAGCAAAAGAGGGAGAAAAUUUGGUAAAGAAAACUGCAGAAAAUGUUGAUGAUGCAUUGAGAGAACUCCCAGAUGCUAAUAUGAAACCAGAAGAUCUAUGGAUGAAUCAUUCAAAAGUGGUUCACCCUAAACCUCAUAGGAGGGAUGAUGCUGCUUGGAGAGCUAUUCAGAAGAUCAUGGAGAGUGGAGAACAGAUAGGCUUGAAGCAUUUUAAGCCAAUUAAACCUUUAGGGUCAGGAGACACUGGCAGUGUCCAUCUUGUGGAGCUAUGUGGAACUGAUCAACAUUUUGCCAUGAAGGCUAUGGAGAAGGCUGUUAUGCUCAACCGUAAUAAGGUGCAUAGAGCUUGCACAGAGAGAGAAAUCCUUGACAUGUUGGACCACCCUUUUCUUCCUGCAUUAUAUGCUUCCUUUCAGACGAAAACACAUAUUUGUUUGAUAACUGAUUACUGCCCUGGAGGAGAAUUGUUCCUGCUGCUCGAACGCCAGCCAGCAAAGGUUCUCAAGGAAGAUGCAGUGAGAUUUUAUGCCGCUGAAGUAGUUACUGCAUUGGAGUACCUUCAUUGUCAAGGGAUAAUAUAUAGGGAUUUGAAGCCAGAAAAUGUGUUACUACAGAGAAGUGGACAUGUGUCUCUAACAGAUUUUGAUUUGUCCUGUUUAACAUCUUGCAAACCACAGCUUUUAAUUUCAACUACAAAUGACAAGAAGAAAGGACAACAAGCUCCAAUAUUUAUGGCUGAACCAAUGAGAGCAUCAAAUUCUUUUGUUGGCACAGAAGAGUACAUAGCUCCGGAAAUUAUCACUGGUUCUGGCCAUACUAGUGCUGUGGAUUGGUGGGCUCUUGGAAUUCUUCUAUAUGAAAUGAUUUAUGGAUAUACACCAUUCAGGGGAAAGAAUAGGCAAAGAACAUUUGCAAAUAUUCUCCACAAGGAUCUUAGAUUUCCCAAAAAUAAACAGGUUAGUCUCAGUGCAAAGCAGUUAAUUUAUCGCUUGUUGCAAAGAGAUCCAACUAGCAGGUUGGGUUCAAAUGGAGGAGCAAAUGAUAUCAAAAACCAUCCCUUCUUCAGGGGUAUCAAUUGGGCCCUAGUCCGAUGCACGAAACCUCCUGAGCUUGAUGCUCCUCUCUUUGAUACAAAUGAAGAAGAAAAGGGAAAGGAAAAGGAAGACAAAUAUGUAGAUAUUGGACAAGAGAAUAUGAGUGUCUUCUGAAAGGUUUCUUUGUCAAUCUCCACACACCAGUUUAUUUGGGUUCUUGAGGACUAAGUGGAAUUUUCAACAAUUGUUUUGAUGAUGGCCAAGGCAUGAGGCUAGCCCUGUCAAAUUUAUAUAUCAGCUAGAUUAUGUAAAAUGUUUCAUUUUUAAUUUAUGAACAAUGUGAUUUUUUUUCGUUGAUGUGUAAAUUUUUUUCGCAUUUCCUCCAUUUGAUAUUAAUUAUCACUAAGGUGUUAAGAAAAUUAUUAACGUGGGAUAAAGCUUGAUUGUUGUUGU